Messenger RNA from Solanum lycopersicum (tomato), 1750 nucleotides. RefSeq names its product 1-aminocyclopropane-1-carboxylate synthase 8 (gene ACS8). Gene Ontology annotation, molecular function: pyridoxal phosphate binding; transaminase activity. Gene Ontology annotation, biological process: biosynthetic process; amino acid metabolic process. Lineage: Eukaryota; Viridiplantae; Streptophyta; Magnoliopsida; Solanales; Solanaceae. The record is from RefSeq and is marked validated.
CAAUAUUUGUUAUUUCUCCCAGAAUUUUUUCUUUCAAAAAUAAACAUCUAUAAGUCGUUAACUAUGAAACUAUUAUCGGACAUGGCUUCAUGUAAUUCACAUGGUCAAGAUUCGUCGUAUUUCUUAGGGUGGCAAGAGUACGAAAAAAACCCCUACGAUGAAAUUCAGAAUCCAAAAGGAAUAAUACAAAUGGGUCUCGCAGAAAAUCAGCUUUCAUUCGAUUUAUUAGAGUCUUGGCUUGCCCAAAACCCAGACGCAGCUGGAUUUAAGAGAAAUGGAGAGUCUAUAUUUAGAGAACUUGCUUUAUUUCAAGAUUAUCAUGGCCUUCCUGACUUCAAAAAUGCAUUGGUUCAAUUUAUGUCAGAAAUUAGAGGAAAUAAAGUUACCUUUAAUCCAAACAAACUUGUCCUUACGGCCGGCGCUACUUCCGCAAAUGAAACGCUCAUGUUUUGCCUAGCCAACCCAGGCGAUGCUUUUCUCCUUCCUACCCCUUACUACCCGGGAUUUGAUCGAGACUUAAAAUGGAGGACCGGGGCGGAAAUAGUUCCAAUACAAUGUACAAGUUCAAAUGGUUUCCGAAUUACACAAUCUGCUCUUGAAGAAUCUUAUAAAUUAGCGAAAACUCGCAAUCUUAGAGUUAAAGGGAUACUAGUUACUAACCCAUCGAAUCCAUUGGGCACCACAUUAACGCGUAACGAGCUCGAACUACUUGUUAGCUUUGUUGCGGAAAAGGGGAUUCAUCUUAUUAGCGAUGAAAUAUAUUCAGGCACGGUUUUUAACUCACCCAAGUUCGUUAGUGUUAUGGAAGUAUUAAUCGAAAAUAAUUAUAUGUACACCGAAGUUUGGGAUCGAGUUCACAUUGUUUAUAGCCUUUCGAAAGAUUUAGGCCUUCCCGGUUUUCGAAUCGGGGCGAUUUACUCAAACGACGCGGUCAUUGUCUCCGCGGCUACAAAAAUGUCGAGUUUUGGGUUAAUUUCAUCACAAACUCAAUACCUUUUAUCGGCUAUGUUAACCGAUAAAAAGUUUACGAAGAAAUAUAUCUCCGAAAAUCAAAAGAGGCUCAAGAAAAGACAUGCAAUGUUAGUGAAAGGACUUGAGAGUAGUGGAAUUAGUUGUCUUGAGAGCAAUGCGGGUUUGUUUUGUUGGGUUGAUAUGAGACAUUUAUUAAAGACCAAUACAUUUGAAGCAGAAAUUGAGCUAUGGAAGAAAAUAGUUUAUGAAGUUAGGCUUAAUAUUUCGCCUGGAUCAUCAUGUCAUUGUACUGAACCGGGUUGGUUUCGUGCAUGUUUUGCGAACAUGUCAGAAGAUACAUUGAAUCUCGCUAUUCAACGUAUUAAAAGUUUUGUUGAUUCCUCUGAUGUGAUUGGUAUCAAUGUUGACCAAAGUAAUCAGACUAAUCAGAAUACAAGUACAAGUCCAAAGAAAAAGUUAUUUGCCAAGUGGGGUUUUCGGUUAUCGUUCAACGACAGAGAACGAUAGUCUGUGUGAACAAAAAUUCAAAUUUGAUAUCGCCAACGUGAACAUUCCCUUGUCCAUGGUGAUUUUUUAUAACUCAAUAUUUUUAGAAAUUGAGUUUUCCAUUAUUAUUUUUAAAAAAAAUCAAAUUAUACAUGAUUUUUAAUGUAGAGAAUGCACUCGGUCCAUGUGAUGGAUGAGAAGUGUUUUUUCAUUUUCAUUAUUUAUUUGUAAAUGCACUCGGUCCAUGUGAUGGAUGAGAAGUGUUUAUUUCAUAUUUCAUCAUUAUUUGUAA